Messenger RNA from Pongo pygmaeus (Bornean orangutan), 698 nucleotides. RefSeq names its product interferon alpha inducible protein 27 (gene IFI27). The transcript has 5 exons. Gene Ontology annotation, biological process: release of cytochrome c from mitochondria; intrinsic apoptotic signaling pathway. The coding region runs from base 286 to 531 and encodes 81 amino acids. The record is from RefSeq and is a predicted model, not a curated record. NCBI's taxonomy places the organism in Eukaryota, Metazoa, Chordata, Mammalia, Primates, Hominidae. Gene Ontology annotation, cellular component: mitochondrial membrane.
AAGAAUCUGAGUGGAGACUCACCGAGGCGAAGGGGCCAACCAUGGGAAAGGAGAGUGGAUGGGGCUCAGCUGCACUCCUACAGGGCUCUCCCUGGGAUGCUGGCUGAGCUGACUCCCACAGCUCCCAAAGGGGCCCCAAGGCUUCAUCCCACAGGAUUGCCCUGGCUACAGAGGAUCACAGAGGUCCAUCUCUGCCCAGGGUGCACAAUGUUGGGGAAGCCAGCCCUUAACCAAUGAUGUGAAGGGACUUGGGCCAGGAUUGCUACAGUUGUGAUUGGAGGAGUUAUGGCCGUGGAGGCUGUGCCCAUGGUGCUCAGUGCCAUGGGCUUCACUGCGGCGGGAAUCGUCUCGUCCUCCAUAGCAGCCAAGAUGAUGUCCGCGGCGGCCAUUGCCAAUGGGGGUGGAGUUGCCUCGGGCAGCCUUGUGGCUACUCUGCAGUCACUGGGAGCAACUAGGCUCUCCGGGUUGACCAAAUUCAUCCUGGGCUCCACUGGGUCUGCCAUUGCGGCUGGCAUUGCGAGGUUCUACUAGCUCCCUGCCCCUCGCCCUGCAGAGAAGAGAACCAUGCCAGGGAGAAGGCACUCAGCCAUCCUGACCCAGCGAGGAGCCAACUAUCUCAAAUAUACGUGGGGUGAAAUAUACCAAAUUCUGCACCUCCAGAGGAAAAUAAGAAAUAAAGAUGAACUGUUGCAACUCUU